Gavia stellata (red-throated loon) is the source of this 2203-nucleotide messenger RNA. RefSeq names its product aquaporin 9 (gene AQP9). Bases 127 to 993 code for a protein of 288 amino acids. The transcript is spliced from 6 exons. Lineage: Eukaryota; Metazoa; Chordata; Aves; Gaviiformes; Gaviidae. Gene Ontology annotation, biological process: glycerol transmembrane transport; water transport. Gene Ontology annotation, cellular component: plasma membrane; basolateral plasma membrane. Gene Ontology annotation, molecular function: urea transmembrane transporter activity; glycerol channel activity; water channel activity. The record is from RefSeq and is a predicted model, not a curated record.
CAAGAUGAAAUCUCAUAUUUCAAUGUAUAAGUAAAAGUGUCAAAGUUCAGCUGAAGCAGGGACGAAUACAGAGCAAAUUUUGUGUGUAUUUGUAACUAGGGCACCAGAGCAAUAGAGGAAGCCAAAAUGAGCCGGAAAAGCAAAAGCAGUUUAAAGGAGAAAUUUGCCUUGAAGAACAGCUUGGUUAAAGAAGCCCUCUCAGAAUUCCUGGGAACUUUUAUAUUGAUAGCACUUGGAUGUGGGUGUGUGGGACAGGCUGUCCUUAGCCGAGGAGCCCAUGGUGGGCCCAUGACAGUAUCAGUUGGAUUUGCAAUGGCAGUCACCAUAGCAGUGUAUGUGUCUGGCGGGGUUUCUGGUGGUCACAUAAACCCAGCCGUUUCAUUAGCCAUGUGCGUGACUAGAAGAUUAAAAUGGACCAAAUUACCAAUUUACAUAUUAGCACAACUCCUGGGAGCAUUUGUUGGAGCAGCAGCUGUCUUUGGGAUUUAUUAUGACGCCUUGAUGGAGUAUAGCAACGGAACACUUGAAGUCACAGGACCUAACGCAACAGCACAUAUCUUUGCAACAUAUCCAGCUCCGUAUCUGUCCCUCAUAAACGGAUUUGCAGAUCAGGUGAUGUCAACAGCUGUUCUUCUUCUGGCUAUAUUUGCUAUUUUUGACACCAGAAAUAACAGCGUACCAAAGGGCCUGGAGCCAAUUGCAGUAGGACUUCUUAUAAUUGUUCUUACUUGCUCCCUGGGAAUGAACUGUGGCUGUGCCAUGAACCCGGCCAGGGAUCUAGGCCCAAGGCUCUUCACAGCCAUUGCAGGAUGGGGGAUGGAAGUAUUCACGGCUGGAAAUAAUUGGUGGUGGGUCCCUAUAGUUGCACCUAUGCUGGGAGGUGUACUUGGAGCAAUGAUCUAUAUUGUUUUCAUUGAAAUUCAUCACUCAGAUACUCAGCCAGGAGAAGAAAAUGACAUGUAUGAUAAAUAUGAACUCACCAACAUGGAGUAAGAAGUGAAGAAUUUUCUCUCUCAUUUUGUUGUGCAGUUUUUAUGCAAAUGAUUGUUUGGACCAUUUUAUAAAACCUGUAUGCCUCAAUUAGAAAUUCACAUUUCAAAGCAGAAAAUCUAUAUAGAAGACAAGUUCAAAACUGACCUCUUUCUAUGAAACAUCAGGCUGAUCACAUUCAAAAAUGGGAACAUGGGAGUGGGAAGGAUAAAUCGUUGUUCUUUUCAUAUGGCUUUCAGAACAAGUUAUCUCCCAGAUGAAAUUGUAGUGAGAUGAUGCACUGACCUGUUAAUUCAACACACAUGAUCUUAAUCAUGUUUCCUAAUUAACUGAAAAUAGAUGAGAUAUUAUUAUGAAACUGCAUGCAUAGGUAGUUAAUUGGUUCAGUGUUGAAUUAAUGUGUAAGAACAUCAGUCACAUGUUAUAGCCAUUAUUUAAGAAUGUCUUGUCUGAAAAUUGAAAAGAAUACCCAAAUUGCCUAAACGUCAAUUGAAGUAGUUUUAAAUAACUUACUAAAUUCUUAUGGAGCCAGCAAGGAAUCAGCUAUCAGUCAUGAGGUUUAGUAAAUCAGAAUAUGAUCACAAAAGGUAAAAACUGUGAGUUACAAGAUCAACACCAAAAAGACAAAGUUGUCCUUCCGCACAGGUCCUUCAUAGGAAUAAUGUUCAGUUAUUUUUAAACUAUUUACUUGACCUUUAUGCUACCCAAUAGUAAAAGCCUAACCUAGAAUAUUAAUCUGAACCUCUUCUGCUGUGCUUUCUGGAUAAAAUUCAUUCCUGUGGAGAUGGGCCAACAACAGAGGCUUAUGCUGUGCAGAGAUCAGCGCAAACCCUAUGUCUAUAUAAGCUUUAAAGAGGUCUUCUGUUGCUGAUCUACAUGGGGGGAUUUAAUCUGCUUUGUGGGAGUAAUUUUUAUUUUGGUAGCAGUAAUUAAAAUUAGAAACUGGUCUCAGACCUAGUCCUAGAUCUGAAUUCCCCAAGGAAGGCCAGCUCCACAUCAGAGUUCUGAAGCGUGGGUUCUCUCUUGCUCAAGAGAAGUAGUUAGACAUACACCACUUUCCAAAUAUCUAGCCUUGAAAAAUGAAAUUAUUUCUGCUUAAUCAUUGUGAAUUGAAUGUAUCCGAUUAAACCAAAGUUCAUUUCUAAUAUGUAUGUGCAUAUAUAUAUAUGGUUGUUGGUGGUGAUCAUGAAUAAAUAGACAACCUAUUCAGUGA